Messenger RNA from Medioppia subpectinata, 2075 nucleotides. NCBI's taxonomy places the organism in Eukaryota, Metazoa, Arthropoda, Arachnida, Sarcoptiformes, Oppiidae. The record is from the annotation of a GenBank genome assembly.
AAUAUUUUUCAAACGCAAAGUGAAUACAAAAACAAAUCAUAAAUUGAUUAAAGGAUUGCUUUUUUGGUGUCAUUGAAAGCCAGUUGUAUUGAGUGACCGAUAAUAUGAACAGCUGUUCGCUGGACGUCCAGAAGUGGCGGCACAUCCGCGACGACUACAUCGCUGGACAGCAGUACAAGUCGGCCGUCUUCUGGAGCGAUAAGAUUGUCUCAUUGAGCGCCGGACACACCGACGAUGUCUACCAACAGGCCAUCUGUUUCUAUCACUUGAAUGAGUUCCACAGAGCCAUCCAUUGCAUCAAAUCCAGACAAUUGCACACAACUGUCCUCUCGUGCCGUCAUUUGGUCGCCAAAUGUCACUUUUCGGCCAAAGAGUAUAAGGAAGCGCUGGAAGUGCUUGAAUAUGAUUAUAAUGACACCAAAUCGAUGGACAUAACCGGCGGUGACAGAGAAGGAGAUAAUAAAUUUUCGGCCAAAGAGUAUAAGGAAGCGCUGGAAGUGCUUGAAUAUGAUUAUAAUGACACCAAAUCGAUGGACAUAACCGGCGGUGACAGAGAAGGAGAUAAUAAAUGGAAUAGUGGAAUCGCUUUACUUAAAGGUCAGAUAUACGAGGCGUUAGACAAUCGGAUGAUUGCCAUCACUUGUUUCAAAGACGCCCUCAAAUACGAUGUCUUUUGUUACGAAGCCUUCUAUUCGUUAACUCAACACCAAAUGCUUACAAGAAAUGAAGAGGAGGCGAUCAUCGGUUCCCUAGAGUUUGAGAAUCAAUGUACUAAAGAUGAGACCAAAUUUGUCAGAUUUCUAUACGAAUCGCAACUCAAAAAGUAUGACAAACCGGGAGACAUAACGGUUCCCAAUGAGUUUUCAAACAUUCUCUACGAAAACGUUGAUUUCAUGACAACAUUAGCCGAAAGACAUUACUAUAACUGUGAAUACCAACAGUGCUUUAGGAUUACUUCUCAAGUUUUAACCCGAGAUCUCUAUCACACGCAAUGUCUUCCCAUUCACUUGUCAUGUCUGAUGGAACUCAAGAAAACGAAUGCGCUUUUCGAUUUGGCGCAUAAACUCGUCGAUCUCUAUCCCGAAAGUUCGUUGUCGUGGUUCGCCGUCGGCUGUUAUUACCUAUUGAUCAACAAAACAGACGCCGCGCGACGAUUCCUAAGCAAAGCGACCACUUUGGACAACGUGUUGGCUCCGGCGUGGCUUCUGUACGGCCACUCAUUCGCUGUGGAGAGCGAACACGACCAGGCGAUGGCCGCUUACUUCAAGGCAUCUCAUCUGAUGAGAGGCUGUCACUUACCCCUCCUUUAUAUAGGCUUAGAGUACGGCUUAACAGAUAACACAAAAUUGGCCGAAAGGUUCUUCAAACAGGCCCUCGAAAUCGCACCAAACGAUCCCUUCGUUUUGCAUGAGUUGGGAGUUAUUGCAUAUCAGAGCUCAAAUUUUACUUCAGCCGAGAAACACUUCAGAGACGCUCUGAAUAUAAUUAAGAAUAGAAAGGAAAUAACAGUAUUGCCCGACAAAUGGGAACCACUUCUCAAUAAUAUGGGACACGUCUUAAGGAAAUUAAAGAAAUACGAAGAGGCGAUCGAUUUCCACAAACAGGCGCUGAUUCUGUCGCCGCAAAAUCCGUCCACAUAUUCAGCGCUCGGAUUCGUGUAUAGUUUGAUGACUAAAUGGAAUGAAUCGGUCGAAUACUUCCAUAAGGCUUUAGGUCUGAAACGAGAUGACUCGUUCUCGACCACAAUGUUAGGCCACGCCAUCGAACAUCUGGUCACUGAGAUCUCUAUAUUUCACGAUUCUACUAAUGGGACCGAAAACGCUGUUAAAUAUGAAAAACAAACGGUUAUAACAGACUUCUUGUUAUCGAAAGCAAAUGAAGAGAAAAUUCUGCCAAAUGUUAAGAUCACUGGGAGUCGAUCCAAAUCUAAUAUCAUUAAUACAACACCACAACCACCAGACACUCCAUUACCCGAUCUGAGCGCUAAUGACUGCGAAAUGGAUAUUAGCAACUGAUCCAUAAGUUAUAACUCAAAUCAUUAUUUUAAAUUUAUUUACAAAUUUAUUAAAUAAUUU